GAAGCCACGCCCCUCCCGCUCACUUCCGGGCUGCCUUCGUAACAAUGGAGAAGAUGGCGGAGUGAGGAUUUCUUUGGGCGUAGGAGCCAGAAAAAGAUUGGACACCGGAGCCAGCGGACUCUCCUCGCGACAGGUUCACCUAUACAUCAACUAGUCAACAUGGAGAGUACCGAUUCUACCGGGAAAGGAAAUGCUGAACAGUCAGAUUCUCAACGCCAGAGUCAGAUGGACCGGUUGGACAGAGAGGAAGCUUUCUAUCAGUUUGUAAAUAAUUUGAAUGAAGAGGAUUACCGGCUCAUGAGAGAUAAUAAUUUAUUAGGAACUCCAGGGGAGAUUACUAAAGAGGAGCUACUGAGAAGAUUGCAGCAAAUUAGAGAAGGACCUCCUCCGCCAAAUUCAGAUGAAAACAGAGGUGAGAAUGCCGAAGACUCUUCUAAUGGAGAUUCUAUAAUAGACUGGCUAAAUUCAGUGCGACAAACUGGAAACACAACAAGGAGUGGACAACGUGGCAAUCAGUCAUGGAGGGCAGUCAGCAGGACAAAUCCAAAUAGUGGAGAUUUUCGGUUUAGUUUGGAGAUCAAUGUGAAUCGCAGUACCGGUAACCAAAAUCUGCCUCCUGGUGAACAGUCGGAAGGCUCUGGGGUUGAAAAUAUGGAACUUGCCAAUCAAGGUGAGGCUGAGGCCGAGCCGGAGCCAGUAACGGAGACCGUAACGGAGCCAGUAACAGAGACAGUAACAGAGCCAGUAUCCGAGACUGUAGCUGAGACCGUAACGGAGCCAGUAACGGAGCCAGUAACAGUGCCCGUGCCUGAGCCAGUGCCCAUGCCUGAGCCAGUGCCCGUACCUGAGCCCGAGCCUGAACCUGAGGUGGAAGCUGAACCUGAAAUUGUGACAACUGGAGGAACUGUGGAAACUGUCGUAGAGGAGCCUAUUCCUCAAAGAGGUCAAAGGAGAGCCAGAAGCAGAAGCCCAGAGCUGCGAAGGAUCAGGUCCAGGUAUGACAGAAGCCGAUCACCCUUGAAUCCAGCUGUUGAAGUACCAAUUCGGAGGGCUCAGCAUAAUUCAUCACAGACUGUUGACCCUUCGCCUGUUGAACCAGAGGGUAGCUCUAGAACCAGACAGCUUGUGACUGCAUAUCUGAGCAACUCUGCAACUGAGACAGAGGGCAGCUCUAGAACUAGGCAGCAUGUAACAUCUAGGCAACAGGCAUUAGUUGUUGAUCCUCCGAGUGCAAGCACUGUGGUUUCAAACUCUGAGACAAACUCCCCACAGCCCCCUCCAGCAGAGACUCCAGAAAAUGCAGAGGCUACAGGAACCGGUCAGAGGCCACCGACCAUAGUUUUAGAUCUUCAGGUCAGGCGGGUACGCCCAGGGGAAUAUCGUCAAAGAGACAGCAUUGCAAAUAGGACACGCUCUCGUUCUCAAACUCCUAAUAACACCGUUACGUAUGAGAGUGAGAGAGGAGGAUUUCGUCGCACUUUCUCAAGGUCUGAACGUGCCGGUGUCCGGACAUAUGUCAGUACUAUCAGAAUUCCAAUCCGUAGAAUACUUAACACUGGCCUAAGUGAGACCACGUCUGUUGCUAUACAAACAAUGCUGAGACAGAUAAUGACUGGCUUUGGGGAGCUAAGUUACUUCAUGUAUAGUGACAAUGAUGCUGAGCCUGGAACCCCUGCUGCUGGUUCUCCUCCAGUAGCAACUGGAGUGGAAAUGCAAAACAAUGCAGCGGCAGCAGCUGCAGCAGCAGCGGUAGCGGCAGCAGCAGCAACUCCUCCCAGAGCACCUGCACCAGAGCCAGCAGAGCCGCCUCCUGUGCCUCCCAUCCCUCCCGUUCCUCCCGUCCCUCCCAUGGAAGCUGACAAUGGAAGUAAUGAUGUUUCAACCUCUGGAACCAGGAGGGAGAUCCGUAAUAACAGAGGAUCUGUAACCUUUGAAGAAAGUGGUUCUUUGCCGUUUCUCAGAUUGGCACAAUUUUUUCUCCUUAACGAGGAUGAUGAUGAUCAGCCAAGAGGACUCACCAAAGAACAAAUUGACAACCUGUCUACCCGAAACUAUGGUGAAAAUGAUGCCCUGAAAACUUGUAGUGUGUGCAUAACAGAGUACACAGAAGGGAACAAGCUACGCAAGCUUCCCUGCUCUCAUGAGUACCAUGUCCACUGUAUUGAUCGCUGGCUUUCUGAGAACUCUACAUGCCCUAUCUGUCGCCGUGCUGUUCUGGUAUCGGCCAACAGAGAAAGUGUUGUUUAAACCAAUUGCUAAAAACUGUCAACUAAGCGGCUAGCAUUUCUAGGCUGGGCAGUGGGGGAAAAGAUGCUUUUUAUGGCCACUUUUUGAGUGGUGCUUAAACUAGGGUUUUGACUUGGAGUGAGAUGUCCUUUUUUGAAUAUAAGCAGAUCUCAUUUUCUUCCCUCACCAAAUGUUAGAAUACAUGUAAAAGAAGAAGGUUCACAAAGUAAAUCGGGAUACUGCUUUUAUGUACAAUCUGAAUUACAAAGACAGACUCCAAUUACAACCUGUGGUGGAGCCAAGGCUUUGCUUUCAGUGCUGGAAAGAUUCAUCAGAAGACCCCUUCAGCAUUAAAGGGUGGCUGGACUUUGCAAACUGUAUAAUUUAAAAAAAGAGAAUUUUUUUUUUUUUUUUUUUAAUUAAAUGUUUAAUUUCAAAAGCAGCCUUAAAUGUUGCAAUUUGUGUAUUGUCCCUGCCUCCAAGCUAUUCGCCCCAAUAUACUUUGAACUUUUGACUUUAAAAUCAUAACUCUAUAUGACAACAUUAGCAGAUAAGCAUAUAAUGAUUCUUAUGCGCCAGUUACACUAGUUGUGGUUGCCAAAUCUUUGCCAUGAAUUAAAGCUUUUAACCCAGUGGAAGUGCACCUUGGAUAUCACACACAAAGAUAUUUUGGUUAUUUAAAUGCUACAAGGAUCAUUUACUUAUUUUCUAUUUUAGGUUAUGCGUUUGCUAAUUUUUGGAGUGUAUAUAAGGUGAAAAUAACAUGAUAUCUGCAGAUCUCUGUGAGUCUGCUUACUGCACAGCUGGAGGCACUGGUGUUGGAAAAAAAAAAUGUAAUGUUAACCAAAUGCAAUAUGAUUUGUUUUAUAAUUUGCUCGCAUGACAUUCUGAAGCAUAAGCUCAUUUAUUAGAAAACAAAACCAAACCUGAAAAAAAGGUACCAUAAUAGCACCUGUCAGUCUUUUGUGCUAAGCACUUAUAAAUUAUUGAGGCCUACUCAAUAUGUUCUGUAGUAGUUCGAUCUGACAGCGUUUGUAAGUUAGUGUAUUAUAGAGGUUUAUGUUUAAGAUACUAGCUUCAAUAUUUUUUUUAACUAUUUUUUUCUUUUCUUUUUUUUUUUUUUUUUAAGAAUUGAUAAGUAAUGGGCAGAUAACUUUGGUCACUGUACCCACUAAAUGUUUAUCUUUAAAAAUAUUCAAAGGACAUGAUUUUUAGUGGUUGGACUGCAUCUUUCAAUAGAACAAUCUGGUUCCUACGUCCAGUUUAGGGUCUUCCUGCUUCAGCACGUUGUGCCUUGCGUUCUGGAUGUACUUUCUGUGGCAGUGAACAUUUUUACCAAGUCUAAGUCCAGCGGAUGUCUGCUUCAUAUAACACGCCAAAUUUUUAUUUUGUAAAAAAAAAAAGUUGAUCUUUUGAUGCACACAAAUAUUUUUGUGUUUGUUUGAAAUUUCUUCCAUGGGAUGGAUUGGGGUGUUCCUACCUAUAAGGCUCAGAGAAGAGGAGGGGCGCAAAGCAUUUCCUUCCAGCACUGAAGGGGGAUAGGAUAGCCACAAAGGUGUUCAAAUAUGACUCUUUACAUUGGUAAAUGAUCAAGGAUAACCUAGUUCUGUAAACUCACUUUAGGAUUUGUGUAAAUAGACACUUGUCAGGUUUUUCUCAUUCUGUAUGUCUGAAGGCCCAUUUUAAUGGCAUACUGUAGAAAUUGCUGAUUUAGUUUAAAUUUGGAUUAUUUAUCUCGUUGUGAAAUAUAACAAAUGUCUAUGCUUGUUAAAAUAAAAAAUCACUUUGUUUAAAAUGUAUAGCUUUUUGUAGCUGCAGCUCCCUACUUAAUCUUCGCACUGUCCCUGCACAGUUAAUGUGUUGCAGACAAUCUGUCUGACAUGACGCUUGCUCAUGAUUCACAUAUACACAUAGCUGCCAGCUUAAGAACUGCAUUUGCAACUGUCUGACCAUAAAUAUAUAAGGGGUCUGGUUCAUGUUUUAAUAUGUGAAAUAUAACAUUGAGGCUGCUAACCUGAACUGGGAAUAAAAGUUUUAAAAAUUUAAGCAUUAAA
Messenger RNA from Rana temporaria (common frog), 4280 nucleotides. RefSeq names its product ring finger protein, LIM domain interacting (gene RLIM). NCBI's taxonomy places the organism in Eukaryota, Metazoa, Chordata, Amphibia, Anura, Ranidae. The transcript has 4 exons. Gene Ontology annotation, biological process: ubiquitin-dependent protein catabolic process; random inactivation of X chromosome; protein ubiquitination. The coding region runs from base 160 to 2247 and encodes 695 amino acids. The record is from RefSeq and is a predicted model, not a curated record. Gene Ontology annotation, molecular function: ubiquitin protein ligase activity. Gene Ontology annotation, cellular component: cytoplasm; nucleoplasm.